Drosophila miranda is the source of this 639-nucleotide messenger RNA. RefSeq lists its product as uncharacterized. The record is from RefSeq and is a predicted model, not a curated record. Bases 162 to 536 code for a protein of 124 amino acids. The transcript has 2 exons. NCBI's taxonomy places the organism in Eukaryota, Metazoa, Arthropoda, Insecta, Diptera, Drosophilidae.
UUUAUAGUCAAUUCCCCAGCAUGAAAACCCAAUAGGCAGCCUACUUAAUCGUUACAAUACAUAGUAAGCCUGACCAAAAAAGUCAGUGGACGGCUGCCUCGCCCCAACAGAUUUUAUUUCUCCCGUAAAAUACGAGUAAGGUGAAACCUACAAAUUAAAUCAUGAUUUACGGCAUGCUGGUGACACUCUCGACUGCAAUCUAUACUACGGUGGCCACCCUUUGGCAGGUUCAACAGACCCUAAUCAAUUGGAUGAUGUCGUUUAGUCUUUUCAUUUUGGGUCUGUUCUGCAAGCCGUAUUUGGUAGUUCCCCUGUUGGCAGCUGGGUUCUUCAUGGUGCGCCGGAUCUUGCUGCGGCGGCAAAGCGGACCCAAGCCUGGAAAUCGCCGGGUAACAACGAGUCUGGGUCGUCCAGGCAUUACUCCAUUAAAACCCCACCAUCACGCGACACGGAGAGCUCCCUGCCCAAUAGCGUCGGUGACACAUCCCAGAAGUAGUCGAGCAACGGAUAAUCACACGAUUCACACGGGUUUAUAAAACAUAUAACAUACGUCUGAAAUACUACAUACACAUUCCAUGAGAACACUCAUACAUGUGCACGGGUGUGGAUGGAUCCUAAGACUAAAGCAAUUAAAAAAUA